GUAAACAAACCCCGAGGAAGAUGGCGCCGCGAGUCCCUGACGAGAUUGACGUCUUCACCGUCCCGCACUCCAGGAUGAAGGAACUCGUGGAUAUAUACACACAGAAGAUGCAGUGUGUGGACUUCCGGGACGGGUCAGAGGUCGUGUCAUUACUGCAAGACCUAGACCUGACCUUGUACGAGUUCAAGUCACACGAAUCCAUUGAGAACAUCUUCAUUAUGGAUCAGCUGAAGAAUCGGCUCAAGCAACACCAGAUCCAGAACACAGCUGUCUGCGAUUGCCACAAUGACAACCGACUUUCUGAUAUGGUGCGCCUUGUCCGGACAGGCACCGAGGUGAAUGAGAGGAGCAUUGGAGAGAGGCUGAGGUUUGGUUGUGAGCUCCAGGAGGCCUUCAAGGACUUUGUAGGGAACUUUUUGCCACACAUGGAGGAGGAGGAGGAGGUGUUUCAGAUGGCGCUCAACAGAAAACGGGGGAUCCAACAGAAAACGGGAGCGGGAGCAUCAUCUUUGAUCGGCGGUUUUAAUUUUCAAUCCUCUUCCCGGCUGAAUGAUGACGAGGUGAUUAUGACUCAGCAGAGCGGCUCCAGACUCUAG
This is a messenger RNA of Penaeus indicus, 596 nucleotides long. RefSeq names its product F-box/LRR-repeat protein 5-like. NCBI's taxonomy places the organism in Eukaryota, Metazoa, Arthropoda, Malacostraca, Decapoda, Penaeidae. The coding region runs from base 21 to 596 and encodes 191 amino acids. The transcript has 4 exons. The record is from RefSeq and is a predicted model, not a curated record.